CUUUCCUCCAUCACUCAGAGCGUUCCAUGCCACCACCGCGCAAGCGCCGCAAGGCCGUCGAUGACGAAGGCAAAGAGAACAUUCCUGUAAAGGCCGUUGUGCGGGCCGUUAAGGGCGGCCGGCGCUCUGUAGGAAAGCUCUCCGCAUUCGUGGAGCUGCCCCUAGAUAUCCUUCUCGAGAUCUUUGGCUUGCUCAAUCCAUUGGAUCUCUUGCAUCUGGCGCGUCUCAGCAAGGAUUUUCGAAGGGUUCUCAUGAGCAGAUCGACUAUAUGCGCAUGGAAAUCGGCACGCUCGAACCUUGAAGGGUUUCCGGGGCCUUAUCCCACUAUGUCGGAGCCUGCAUGGGUUAAUCUCGCGUUUAUGGCAGAAUGUCACUACUGCACGAAGAUCGUUCGGCAUCCUGAUAUGUAUCUGAAGGCACGUCUAUGUCCUGCUUGUGCCAAAACGCGGCUGGUCGGACUAGAUGAACUUCUCUAUGAAGCUACGAGCUCAGAGAAAUCAAUGAUUCAGAACGUCUUUAAUUUUAUCCCUACCCAUCAUACCAUGUAUCAACGCCAGACACGCAAACAUCUUGAUCGUUUCGCUUUGCGAUAUGAAUAUGACGCAAUUUGGACCAAGAUCUCAACUAUCAUCUCGGAUGUUGAACAUGCGCAAUUCGAAGCAGAACGGUCUGCAUAUAUGCUCGAGCAUCGUAAUCAUGCAGUUAUUUGCACACAGUGGCACAAUCAACGUGUGCGUGAUCGACAGGACGAGAUCGAUGCAUUGAAAAAGAGCAGGAAAGCAGCUAUCUAUGAUAAACUGAAGGAGCUUGGAUAUGAGAAAGAUCUCCAAAGCGUCGAGCUUCCCGAUUCUUUUGCUGAGCACCCUCUUGUGAAAAAGAAUAGUCCUUUGACUGAUCGCGCCUGGGCCAAUAUCAAGGGCGAGAUGGUUCAUUGGGCAGAGUCAAUGAGGGCUAAGCAUCUUGCCAGAGAGCGUGAGGCUCUGAUCAACACACGCAAAGCAGUCGCCGUUGCCGUGCUUCGUCAGUACAAGAAUGAAUCGACGAAUUAUCCUCUUAAGCAUUUCUUUCCCACCAUCGCCGACUUCUGUACCUUCUCUCCCGUGCGUGAGGUUUUGGAGCUCCCUUCGGAAGUCGUGGUGAACAUACAGAGUUUCUCCGCGGUAGUUCCCCAAAUACCCUAUCUUUGCCAACGCUGGCGGGGUUACGUCCGUCGCUUGUUGUCCCAAUUUAUUGUUGGGCCCGAUUCACAGACUCCCUACCUUAAACACUUAAAAUUGGCACGUAAUGUGUUGAUUUGUACAUCUUGCAGCACUAUCCCAGUUUCAUCCUAUCGGCUGCAUCGGGGCCACGAGGAUGACGGUGGCAAAUGCGAGCUCGUGCCUCUCUUUUACCCUCAAAUGUUGACUCACGCGUGCACAUCGCUUGGUUACAAACGUGGCUCGGUGACAGACGAAUCUUCUCACCUUGUCCAUGAACGAUGGCGCUGGCGAGUCCCCUGGAAUACGACCUGCCUUGCAAAAAAUGACAAGUUCAAGACGAUAGUUGAGACCAUCAUACAACUGGUCGAACUUGACCCGAGUACUGCAACUGUCCAGGACAUGGAUGAUGCAGACGCUCGAUUUGACUGCCUCCUCUGUGAAAGCGACCCGAUUACCAGAUAUUCGAAAAUGUUCAUAUUGUACAAUUGGCGGGAAUAUGCCAUACAUGUAUUCGAACGCCAUUUCUGGGACAGUGGUAGAUUCUCGCGACAUGUUGAGAUUUUCCUUUCAGACGACGACAUUCCCAUUAACUAUUAUGACAUUCGACCAAUGGGAAAAACUGUUUGGAAGUGUAUCCACUGCCAUGACCUUCCUAUGGAACGUCUUGGUGGUUAUAAAGACACGGGGACGUGGAACGUGGAGAAUCACAUUCUAUUGUCGCAUGGUAUCCGUCAGCCGAAGUUGGACCAGGAUUAUUAUGCGGCAUACGGGACCCCUGCUUUUGCAUUGGAAGGACAGAUGGAAACUAUGCACGUUGCACUUUUUGACUUUGACACCUACCUGUAUGAUUUGCUUGACAUGUAUCGGGGCUUUGAGGGAGACUCGGAUUUGAGCUCGAGCACGGAAUCUGACUCGGUCGUUGACGCCGAUUCUGACGACUCACAUGGGAGCACUGAAGACAAGGACGGUGAAGCCGAACAGGAGAACACAGAAUCGGGCUCUGAUGCGUCGGAUUCUGAUAAAUAGAUGAUUGAACGCCUUAAUCUUUAUUGUAUCCGCUUUAAAUUAGGUUAGUUACAGGUUGCCGUUUGUACCAUUUAUUCGGUCGAAGUAUCAUUCAUAGUAUCUCGGUGCACGCUGACUCGGACAUUACAAAACCAAUAAC
Molecule: messenger RNA, 2364 nt
Organism: Guyanagaster necrorhizus
Lineage: Eukaryota; Fungi; Basidiomycota; Agaricomycetes; Agaricales; Physalacriaceae
Exons: 10
Coding region: 27-2225 (732 amino acids)
Molecular function (GO): protein binding
Source: RefSeq, a predicted model, not a curated record